Botrytis byssoidea is the source of this 2195-nucleotide messenger RNA. RefSeq lists its product as uncharacterized. The record is from RefSeq and is a predicted model, not a curated record. Gene Ontology annotation, biological process: actin cortical patch localization; actin filament bundle assembly. Bases 426 to 1637 code for a protein of 403 amino acids. The transcript is spliced from 4 exons. Gene Ontology annotation, molecular function: phosphatidylinositol binding; actin filament binding. Gene Ontology annotation, cellular component: actin cortical patch. NCBI's taxonomy places the organism in Eukaryota, Fungi, Ascomycota, Leotiomycetes, Helotiales, Sclerotiniaceae.
UAGAAUUAUUCCACGACGUCAACGGCUCUGGUCUGAUUAUUUUCGCCUGCAUACAAAGAUUGAAGUUUAGAACCUGGUUCGGACUCUUCGGAAUUUUUGAAUUCGAUUUCUGAGAACUCGCCAGAUCAGAUAUAGGAAUACAUAUCUUCAUUUACUCCUAAUUCUUAAUCAAAACAUACUUGGAGUUUGGAGUGAUUUCAUACUUACAGGAUAAGGCGAUAGUAAAACACCCCACACUUUGUCACCGAACAUCCCACACUUAAUUCCUGGUUCGCGAACGCAAGGAGAUACAUACAUACCCACAUACCUACAAACCUACAUACCUACAUACCUAUCUAGACAGACGAACCGACAGAAUAGCUUUACGCAAAAUUCAUUACAACUAUCGUUCAAAGAUCUACCUUGCAUAGGUAUAAUUCUUCAAUAUGCCUUUAGGAAUCAAUAAUCCGCUUCCUUCGUCUAUGGCGUCGGAAUGCAAAAAGUGUGGAAAGAUUUUGUCCUCAUUUAUUGAUCCACGACAAGCUUUCGGACCAGAUAAGAUUAUUCCACCACAUGUUCUCGCGCAAGCAAAGGGCCUCGCAAUCGUGACAGUUCUUAAGGCUGGUUUUAUCGGUUCCGGUCGUUACGGUAAUGGUGUCGUUAUAGCUCGUCUUUCCGAUGGUUCUUGGUCCGCACCCUCAGCAAUUGGUAUCGGUGGCGGCGGAGUGGGUGGACAAAUCGGUUUCGAGCUUACAGAUUUCGUUUUCAUUCUCAAUGAUGCUGCAGCCGUGCGCACCUUCUCUCAAGCCGGUUCUCUUACAUUGGGUGGAAAUGUCAGUAUUGCCGCUGGACCAAUAGGACGAAAUGCCGAGGCAGCCGGAGCUGCCAGUAUGAAGGGUGUAGCUGGUGUUUUCAGUUAUUCCAAGACAAAGGGACUCUUUGCCGGUGUCAGUCUCGAGGGAAGUGCAAUUAUCGAGCGUAGAGAUGCGAAUGAGAAACUAUAUGGAAGAAGAUUCACAGCCGCUGAAUUACUUGGAGGCGCAGUUCGAGCACCACCAGCAGCACAACCUCUUAUGAAUGUUUUGAAUUCGAGAGCUUUCGCGGGUCAGAACCCCGAUGAUGGGAUUUAUAACGAUAGCCCUGUUUAUGACGAACGUCACGAUGAUGUAGUUUGGGAAGGUAGGAGAGGAAGUGCAUAUGGAGAAGGUACACAGAGAGAUCGAGGCGCAAGUUUAGGACAUAGUGACGAUUAUGUCAAUCCAAAUCGUCCUCAAAGAGCAAGUACAUGGGCCGAUGAUAUAUACGACAGACCAACCAAUGGAAGCCGGGCUAGAUCCGGUAGCGGAUUUGAUGAUGAUUAUGUGUAUUCUGAUAGUCCCCGUGCACCUCCAAGUCAAUUUGGUGGUAGUGGAAAACCAGGACCAGGUAGACCUGCCGCGCCGAAACCGAAAUUUCAACCAAAGACAGCUAGUUUGAGAAGCAAUGAGGCGGUUGCGCAAUUCACAUUUGAUGCAGAUCAGCCAGGAGAUUUGGGUUUCAAGAAGGGGGAUGUUAUUACGGUAACAAAGAAGACUGAGAGUACUGAGGAUUGGUGGACUGGUACCCUCAACGGACGAUCAGGUAUCUUCCCCUCGAAUUAUGUCAAGAUGAGGGAGUAAGUUUUGUCAAUGGAACACGGGCGAGAGUCAUUUCCUACUCAACUUCGCAUUUUAACACGCUUUUAACCUCGACGGCCGGGACAAUACUCUUGAUUCGUUUCUGGCAUAUCCUUAUUUCAUAUUCUAAAUUAUGGGAGUUCUCGGAGGUUUCAUUUGCAUUUCUUAGGGGUUUUUAUACUCAUCUCUAUAUCUAUCUGUUUUGCUAGCGAGUCCAUUUCUAUAUUCUUUGACUUUUUUCAUUUCUCCUGUUUUUCUUGUACUUUUGGGAAGUACAUGGUUGUGGAUAGAGCUUGGGCUCAGGCUUUAGGAUGCGGGUGAAAAAUUUGCGAAACAAAGAGCACGGCGAAGGAAAUCCCUUGGUACAUAGUGAUGAGCAGAAUUAUGAGUAGGAAAUUCGAAUGUGAAUAUAGGAUUGAAGAGAUGAAUUGGGGAAGAGCUUUUCUAGGGUGAAACGGUUAGUUUGGAUUGGGGUUUGCGAAAUAUGAAUUAAAAAGUGGUAAUUACAUGAUCUUUUGUGGGUUAUUGACAUGUGAACAUAUGAGGUCGGGAGGUGGAGUU